GCUGUAAUGUACGGACACAAUCCAGACUCUAUUAGCUCAAGAAAACUACCUUGCACCUACGGUAUAAGUGUAACUGUACCAUUUGAUGAAAGUCGACACCCCAACUCAAAGAGAGUCUUGCGCGACGGAAUGUACAAGUGCGAGGAUGUCUUUAAAGUAUUUAUUAAGGCGGGCACCACAGUCGUACCACAUAAAACAAGUAUAAAGUAUUCGUUCUGCGCGCCAUUCAUAGGUACCUCAAUGGCAACAGUGGAGGUAUACAGAACCCAGUCGGAGAAUCCUAUUUAUGUAUCAGAUGAUGGAUGCUAUCGGGUUGGAGAGAUAUCAAUUGUAUUUCUUGGGAGACCAAGGAAAGACCAACAGCGGCUGGAUGUAGUGAUGAUGUUUGGAGACACUGAACUACACGUGACUGCAAAAGAACACGGAACAAACAAUAAAGCGUCCGCAAAAUUCAAUUUCCUUAGAUAAAAAGGCCUAGAUAUAAACUAACACUUUUGAUAAAAACAAAUUAUAAAGUAAUGUGUUAUUGAUAGUACAUGUACAUAGGCUAGGAAAGUAACAACACACGUUUGUUUUGGUCGUGUGUAAAGUGGUCGAUGCCAGUUUUCUGCAGAAUUCUACUAAUUGUUCCUCAUUUCUGUAUUGGAACUACUCUUUUACUGAAGUACCUAACGUCCUUGCAUGGAUCAAAUAUAGUAUUGUAUACUAUCAAAUCCAAAUCCUGACGUAGAACUUUCACCUUAACACAUGCGGACUAAAUGAACUUAAUUUCUUGAUGUCCUUUACCAGCGUCAUAAAUUUGGUUAGGCUAGAUUGUAACAAUUGUUUUAGUUUUAUUUGAAUGUUUAAAAAAUGUAUCAUUUAAUGUAAUAAAAAACUAUAUGUAACAGUUUCCGAAAUAAUUUUUGCAGAAUACUUGAAUGAUAUUAUGUAGGAAUUUAAACAAUGUUUACGAUUUUUGUUCGUGCUACAUGUACUUCUCUAUACGUUUGCAUUUGUGUAUGCGAGUAUGUGUCCUUGGGUCAUCCGGUGAUAAAUUUAUUUUCUCUGUUAUUGCAAGCUUUAUUACAAGAGUCUUUAGGACUAUAAUUUUGUGAUAACGUUUACGAUGCCAGUGAAAGACGUUUUGUUUAACUCAUUAAACCAUUUUAUGUAAUCUAAUGUCUUAGUGUUAAUAUUUUUUUGAGAAUCAAACAUAUACCGAUAUAUUUAAUACUGUUUUAUCAUAUGUAAUAUUAUCUGUAUUCAUUUUCUUUUGUUGUGAUAUAUUGUUUACUUUCUGUUUCAAUUGUUACGUUAUAUAUCGUAUAAAACUGAACACUA
Messenger RNA from Mercenaria mercenaria, 1323 nucleotides. RefSeq names its product heat shock 70 kDa protein 12B-like. NCBI's taxonomy places the organism in Eukaryota, Metazoa, Mollusca, Bivalvia, Venerida, Veneridae. Bases 7 to 468 code for a protein of 153 amino acids. The transcript is spliced from 2 exons. The record is from RefSeq and is a predicted model, not a curated record.